Molecule: messenger RNA, 565 nt
Organism: Tilletiopsis washingtonensis
Lineage: Eukaryota; Fungi; Basidiomycota; Exobasidiomycetes; Entylomatales
Exons: 1
Coding region: 100-462 (120 amino acids)
Source: RefSeq, a predicted model, not a curated record
AGCGAGCGGCCUCGGCGUGCGGCGCUCCUCGCAUCUCUGCGCCGCGCUGAGCUGACCACCGCGCCGGCCGCUUCGAGCUGUCCAGCGAGCUCCCCCUGAAUGCCGGGCCCCCCGCCACCCCGCACUCCUUCGCUCGUCACCUCUCGCUACACCCAUCGCACGCCUUGCUCGUCGUCGCCGUCGAGCUCUCGCUUUCUCGCCCUCUCUCGCGCGCUCUCGCAGCGUCUCUGCCAUUUGCUGCCUCCACGCGCGCCGCAUCCGCGCCGACCGAGCCGGCCCGCGCCCCCGCCGCGGCUCAUCUUCCGCGCCGCACCGCAUUCCUCUGAUCGCCGAGCAUUUUCGCACCGCCCGCUCGUCAUCGUCCCGCUCCACCACCACCCCUCCCGUCUCUGCUCUCGCCGCUCAGCACGGCCUCUCGCCGUCUGUUUAUCGCUGGCGUCGUCGAAGGCGUCCUAUCGGUGAGUGCGGCGGCGGCGCGCGGCGGGGAAAAAGAUUUGCGGGGGCGCGGCGGCGCGCGCAGCAGCAGAAGGGCGGCGCAGGCGCAGAACAGCCGUCGCUGCGGGUG